UCUGAGCACGUGUAAUAUUUGUGCCUGUUAAAAAACGUAGAACAUAAAGAGAAAAAGGUCUACAGGACAUCGUAUCGAGUUAGCUGCUGUCGCCAAUAAAUAUAUACACAGAGUAAAACCCGGCCUUUAACCAGAGCAUGUUGGCAUACAAUGCUUAUUCAAAGUUCGAUCAAACAAGGCCGAGAUCGGCUGCCAACAACGUUUUAAGUCAAAGACAGAAAAAAAGAUUCUUAAAAGGGGUCCUAUUGAUUUCUUUGCGGAGAUACAUUGAAGUUGCGUUACAGAAGUUCGCAAACGACAGUACUUUAAGCAGUGGUGUGUGACAGGGCAAAGAACGUGGUUUUUGUGUUUCUCGUUUGACUGCACGUGUCGUAUUUUUUUUUUUGGAAACAAAAUGCUUUCACAUCGGACUAUCUUCUCGGCGAGAUCUGUGUCUGUUUUUCUCGGAUCUACACUACUGUUUUAUGUUGCUUUAAUUGGUACCGGAAAGGGACCAAUCAAUAUGAUAAAUAACCUAAGUAUGCAGAGUCUAUUCUGCCUAUCGGAUCCCAAACCAAUUCACCUUACAGACCACUAUUCCAUCACAGAAAAUACCCGGAUGCGGCUGGUGGUAGCCUAUAUGAGAGGGGGGUCCACCCUCACGGCAGACAUUGUGCGGCACACAGAGGCUGAUUUCUAUCAGUUUGAGCCCCUCCAUGGCAUUACGAUCGCCGUGCAGGAAAACAGACCCGUGCAGUUUCUCAAUGGAACGAUUAGAAAUAUCACAAAAGAGGAGCUGGAAUCGGUUUAUACGGAAAUGAUUUACCACUGGUUCACAUGCAACUUCAAAAAUAUUGAUCUUCCUGGACUUACCAGUUCUUUUAUUAAGACCUUCACACCUGAACAUGGGAAAUAUUACUCGUGUAUCAAUCCAGUCAAUACCACAAAAAGCAAACUAGACCUCGUAAAGCAAUGCAUUCCAAUAUUACACCUCAAAUGCCUCGAGUCGAAAAACUCGGACGUUGAAAACAAUUCGAUUGACGGUGUCUUUGGCGGGAAAACUUUUAAAAUGGCUACCUAG
Messenger RNA from Magallana angulata, 1060 nucleotides. RefSeq lists its product as uncharacterized. Lineage: Eukaryota; Metazoa; Mollusca; Bivalvia; Ostreida; Ostreidae. Bases 395 to 1060 code for a protein of 221 amino acids. The record is from RefSeq and is a predicted model, not a curated record. The transcript has 4 exons.